Molecule: messenger RNA, 591 nt
Organism: Aureococcus anophagefferens
Lineage: Eukaryota; Pelagophyceae; Pelagomonadales; Pelagomonadaceae
Exons: 1
Coding region: 1-591 (196 amino acids)
Source: RefSeq, a predicted model, not a curated record
AUGCUCGAGGCGGACUGGGAGGCCUGCGAGCGCGGCUACUACGCCGGCGAGCUGCGCAUCCAGGAGAAGGAGCUGCGGCUCUACACGAAGUGCAACGCCAUCAUCGCGAAGCACGCGGCCUUCUUCGCCCUCAUCGCCUACAGCGCCCUGUCCAUGACGCCCCACUGGCUCGACGAGGCGCUGACGAGCCAGACGAAGAAGUUCUUCUUCUACAACUUCGUCGUCGUCGCCAUCGGCUUCAACAUGCUCACGAUGGUCGUCACGAGCUGGUGCAUGAUCUUCGGCCCGGGCCUGGCCAUCCGCGGGCCGCCGGGGUCGAUGAAGCGCGCCGUCGAGGGCAUGCGCGACGAGGAGGCCAUGACGCACCUCUUCUUCGCGCUCGGCCAGGUCUUCCUGACGCUCGCGGCGGUCGCGCUCGGCUUCCUCAAGCUGCCGCUGGCCGUCGCGUGCUGCAUCGCCGUGAUCCUCGUGCUCUUCCUCGGGUCGACGCUCGCCUGGUACGUGCGGCGGCCGCGUGCGUCCUUCAGCCUCACGGACUUCGACGGCGACGUCGACUUCGAGGCCCUCAUGCUCAAGGACCUCGACUCGUAA